AACGUCGAUCAGUCAAACCGACCGUCUCCACACAAAAUCCGCGCAUCUCACCAAGAAAUAGCUAACACAUUCUCCGCCUUUAUUUCUUCGGCUUCAGCACGACCUAUCGGUCCUUCUUACCGGACAAACCGCCAACGUCGUACCCACCUGGGCCGGGAUGGCUUCUCCCCCACUUGACCGCGACGAUCUUGAGUGGGAGAAAGAUUGGAAUUCGCGGUCAGCAACAUCAUCAUCCUUCCGACUGCCGCGCCGAACGAGGAGAGCUACGUAUCUCUGCUGGGCCGUAGUGCUCGCUACCGUCUACUUCCUCGUCCAUUCAGCCACACGAUGGACUGUUCCCGAUGCCGGCAGCUUUUUCAAAGCCCCCGAACCGUUUAUCCCGCUUCGAUUUCCGAACCUCUACUCGACGCUCCAGCGGGUUGUCGGCAAUGGCGCCUCAAGGAAAUGGAAUCGUAACGUCGUGUUUGUGACCGGAAACUUGACGGCGGCGAGUAAGAUGGCGGGAAUUGCUUGCGACAUGGCGGAAUACAGGCGCAGCAACGUGCACCUAGCCUUGAUGGGGUUUGAUACUUUCGAUCUGAAUGAUUUUCGGAGAAUCAAUGGAUUGCCGGCGGUGGAGGAGGAUGAGUACGACGAGACAAAGGGCUGUAGGGUCUUCCUCCACGAUGCGCGCCCUGAUAAUGCGGAACUGUUAUCGGCGGAGAGGAGGGUAGUCGCGACCAAGAGCGCGCUGCGGCACAUCAACGAGUUUAUAUACCCGCAGGCUUUCCUCGUGGAUACACUAAAUGAGGAAGAGUGGUUUUUAGAGAUUGUCAGGGAAAAGUCAGUGCAGAUGAAGAGGACAUUGAUUGAGCUGGGCGCGAACUCUGUGGAUGACCUGAAGUGGCUCACGAGGUUGGACAGCGGGUCACUAAAUGCAUGGCACACGCCUACCUUCGAGAUCGUGAUACACGCCGAUACACACACGGGCAAUCUCGAGCGACUCCUCAAAUCCAUCCAGAAUGCUUACUACCCCUCGAAAGAGCACCAUCCAAAGCGUAUAACCAUCGUCCUGGACCCUUUCGUGCCCAUCCACCCCUUCCUGAAGGAUUUUCUACGGAGCUACAGCUUCCCAGAACAGUCCCGGAUCAGCAUCAAGCGGCCACUACUCCCUAAAGAUGACCCGCAAGCGGCUGCCCGCAAUUAUGUCGAGUCCUUCUACACUCUGAGUGAAGACCACUCGGUUCUGUUCCUCGACCCCAAUACCGAACUGUCAAAAUGGUACUGCCACUACCUUCUCUAUACCACCCUCGAAUACCGCUACUCCUUCUACCAAUCCACCGACGCGAGCACGCUGUACGGCAUCUCCCUCGAAUCCCCACCCACGGAUCUCACCGGCGCUUCCUCCCCCGCCCUCCCGCACACCAACGCACCCUUCCUCUAUCCCCUCCCCACCUCCCGCGCAGCGCUUUUCUUCCCGCAGCACUGGACCGAAUUCCACUCCUACCUGUCACACAUCCUCAACCCCCCGUCGAACCCGGGUAAACGCAACCUCACCGCGCCCGCGCCGGCCACAUUCGCGCUCCCCGCCGCGCUCACGAGCAGCUGGCACUCGACCUUCACCUCCCUCGCGCGCGCCCGCGGCUACACCAUGCUCUACCCCAGCUUCAAGGAGACGCUCGCACGCGUGCACAGCGAAAUCCCGUCGCACGCCGGCCGCAGCAAGCCCGAGGCGCGGCUACUGGAGAAGUCGUUUCUCGAGCUCCUGCCGCAGGCGGAUCUGCCGCAGUGGACGAAGAUCGAAAUGCGCGAUGUCUGUGGCAAGCCUACGGAUAGUGACGCGGUCAUUGAUGCCGCGGUUGCGUACAGGAAUAGUAUUACGACUUGCCAUCUCCCCACUACCCCGUAUAGGGCGUUUGAGGUGGAUGAUCUGUUUUGUGAUGCUGAUGGGAAGGUGGUUCUGUAACCUUUGCGCGGAGGAGGAUACCAUUCGCUCGUACUUUUGUUGUGAGAGAGGUCCCGGGGGAGGGGGCUCAUUCAAUGUGGGAGGGAUUGUUUUGGCGUUUGGGGGUUUCAUUCUUUGCUGCUUUUAUUAUUCUUAUCAGGAACUGGGCUAUAUCUUUUACUGUUUUGAGCGUCCUCCAUGAGUCCACUCUUCGUUCUGUAUAUUUUUUACCCAUUGCUUCGCCUGGGUCUUUGGUUGCUGGUUUGUAAAUUGUGGCUGCUUCGCGCCACAGAUCACUCCGCUUCGUUUACACUCGGCUCUCGCCUCGUCUACUAUAUCGCGGCGGCUCGCUCCCUCGAGGCCGUCCGUCCUCGACUUCGCUGCGCCCAGUGGGUCCUCCGAAACCCCUGAGUCAAUGGAAA
This is a messenger RNA of Tricharina praecox, 2346 nucleotides long. RefSeq lists its product as uncharacterized. NCBI's taxonomy places the organism in Eukaryota, Fungi, Ascomycota, Pezizomycetes, Pezizales, Pyronemataceae. Bases 158 to 1945 code for a protein of 595 amino acids. The transcript is spliced from 2 exons. The record is from RefSeq and is a predicted model, not a curated record.